AUGAGACACGUGUCCUAAUAAUCAUAGUUUUUUUUGUAAUUAUUAAAAUAUUAAAAUGAGAGUGAAAAUACGAGUAAUCACAAGUUUGUUUGUUAUAUUACAAACACACCACGCGAUGUGUAUAAGUUUAGGAAUGCAGUUAUUAUCACAAAUGAUAGUAAACAAUAUGGAUUCAGUGAUUCCUCCGUUUAUAAAUUUAACCACAGGACAAUGCCAAACUGAUUUAAUGCAAUUUUAUAAUGAUAUACGGCAUGGUAAAAUGUGGGCAUCAAAAAUUUGUUGAUGUUUUUAGUGCUUGAUUCAAUCGCUAAGCCUUCUUCAGGCAUCCUCGAAGGCAAUUUAAUAAAUUUCGGUGAUUUUGACGAGUGUUUAAGCAUUCAAUACAUAAUUAAUACAAACAAAACACAGGAAAAUGAAAAUUUGAGUGCAGAAUAUAAAAUUCAAGGAAAAUAUUGCAUAGCAUCUUUAAAUUUUACUAAAUCCACGUAUAACUUGACAAUACCAUCAAGUUUUUUACCUUCAAUUUGGAAGAAUAACUCAAAAGAUUAUCUAUUAAAUGGAAUUCAUAAAUAUUCAGCGCUUGGUAUUUGUAUUCCAUCAUCUUGCAAUCAUGAAAACAUGCUAAACUUGUUAAAUUUUAUGGAGAAUCUAGAUUAUUUUAUAACAAUUGACUUUAAAGACAAUUUAUGCACGACUAAUGACACUAAACCUUUGGAAAUACGGCAUAAAAUAGGAUUAGUGUUUUUUACAAUUAUCCUGCAGAUAAUAAUCAUGAGUACACUCUACGACUAUUUUUACAUACAAUUAUCACAGGAUAUUGCACAAAACAAAAAAUUUGUGAAUUUAUCACCCAUUUCAGAAGCUUUAUCUUCUUUUUCUUUAUAUAAAAACUCAAAAAAACUCUUUUCAAUGAAUAACUCCGCGUCCAAUCAAAUAAAUUGUCUACAAGGCAUAAAAACACUCAGUAUAUUCUGGAUAAUUCUUGGGCACACGUUUUUAUUCGAAACAAUUUCGUCAACAAACAUUUUGAAUGUCAUAAAAUGGUCGCUGCAACUUCAGAGUUCAUUUGUCCAAGCCGCUUAUUAUGCUGUUGACACAUUUUUGGUCAUAAGUGGAGUGUUAUCCGGAUAUUUAUUCUGUAAUUCGAAUUCCAUACGAAGUUUUCUAUGGAAACAAGUACCAAAAAUGUAUUUACAUCGAUUUGUACGCCUGGGACCCGGAUUAUACGCCAUUUUGAUUUUGUAUAUCACUCUUGGUGACAGAAUUGGCUUCGGGCCUUAUAAACUACUCUUAAAUUCAUUCGAAACACCGAAAUGUUUAGAUAAAUUCACUUCUGAAGUGUUUUUCAUACAAAAUUACCAUCAUCCGAGGACAGAUUGUUUGGGCACUAUGCAUUCAUGGUACCUAGCGAUAGAAAUGCAACUUUGUAUAUUGCUACCAAUUUUCAUCGGUUUGCUACAAUUGAGAACAAGUUUCUUUCGUUUUGGGGUUAUAUCAAUGGUCGCCAUUUCGAUUUUUACCACUUUUGGAGCUAUCUACUUCAAUGAGAUCCCUAUAACUCUAGAGGAACUUGGAACGAUGAAUAAAUUCGGUGAUUAUCAUCAAUAUUAUUAUUAUCCGUUGCAUACUCGCAUGGGAUCUUGGUUUAUUGGUCUUUUUAUGGGUCAGUGGAUGACACAAAAGAGUUUCGAACAUAUCGAGUUAAAACGACGGGAAAUUUGGAUAAUUUGGUGUUUAUGGAUGAUAAUUGUUAGUAUUUUGUUUAUAACUCAAGGACAUAUGAAAAGUGAUAGCUGGGGAUUUGGUACAGUAGCGAUUUAUCAAAGUUUAAGUCGUCCAGUGUUUGCUUUGUGCAUUUCUUGGUUAAUUUUCGCGUGUAGUAAAGAAUAUUCAGGAGUGAUUAACACUGUUUUAACCUUCAAACUAUACAAUUUCUUCAGUAAAAUUGUUUUUUGUAUGUAUCUAGUCCACCAACCGAUCAUGCUAUUCUACACAGGGGAAAAACGCACGCCAUUAUACUUCUUAAACUCAUCCGGCAUAUUUGAAUUCGCGGGAUAUUUAAUAUUUUCGAUUUUUGGAGCUGUUAUCUGGACGUUAUGCUUUGAAAUGCCUGUAAUUCAACUGGAAAAAUGUUUUUUGAAACACAGGUAUAACAAUUACAACAAUACGGAUUUAAUACAACUUAAAUAAUAUUUAUUAGCGUUAAUAAUUAGUAAAGAAUCAUUAUAAUCAUUAUACAAACUGGAAUGUGUUCAUUUUAGUCGUAAUAUAUCUUUUGGUCACAAAUUUGAGGUUAAAAACCUUGUCAUAUAUUAUAAAAAGUAUUAAAACUUAAAUCUAACCUCA
Dalotia coriaria is the source of this 2346-nucleotide messenger RNA. Its product is annotated as nose resistant to fluoxetine protein 6-like. Lineage: Eukaryota; Metazoa; Arthropoda; Insecta; Coleoptera; Staphylinidae. The coding region runs from base 283 to 2190 and encodes 635 amino acids. Gene Ontology annotation, molecular function: acyltransferase activity, transferring groups other than amino-acyl groups. The record is from RefSeq and is a predicted model, not a curated record. The transcript is spliced from 7 exons.